Rhipicephalus sanguineus (brown dog tick) is the source of this 1558-nucleotide messenger RNA. Its product is annotated as U3 small nucleolar ribonucleoprotein protein MPP10-like. The record is from RefSeq and is a predicted model, not a curated record. NCBI's taxonomy places the organism in Eukaryota, Metazoa, Arthropoda, Arachnida, Ixodida, Ixodidae. Gene Ontology annotation, biological process: rRNA processing. Gene Ontology annotation, cellular component: Mpp10 complex; nucleus; small-subunit processome.
AUGGAAAGCAAGACAGUUUCCUCAUCCAAAACAGAACUGCCGUCACUGGUUGUUGACAACUUCGACGACGAACAGAUCUGGCAGCAACUGGAACUGCGAAACACUCGCCUGGUGAAAGACCUCAUUUCGUCGGUGUCCCUGGCAACCAAGUCUAGCAUUAGCUUCGGCGUAGACUUGGGUAAGCAGGAAAGUCAACAGAGGCCCGAGAAGCAUUACCCUGAAAUUGACAAGUUGGAUCUCGCGGACGUCGCUGCGGAAGAGGAAGAUGACGAGGACGAUGACUUUGACUUAUCGGAUGCGUCUGAAGGUGAUGAAGACUCUGAAGAGGAAGCCGAUGAUGACGGGGCUGAUGGCAGUGAGCAGGGACAAGCACGAGAUACACAACCGUCGUCUAUCGUCGAUGACGCGUUCUUCCGUCUUGCCGACAUGGAAGCGUUCGCCGAUAGGGAAGAAAAGGUCGCGAAUGCUCCAGGAAGCGAUUCAGACGAGAACGACAUUGAUUAUUUUCGUGAGCUUUCGUCAGACGAAGACGAUCCAGAAGAAAAGCUGCUCAUAGCACCAUCAGAAAUCACCAGCGACUUGAUGGCACUUAUCAGCAAUAAGAAAAAGAUUAAGCAGUUUGAGGAACGAAACCUUGAGCCGCGGCCAUGGCGACUCCAAGGAGAGGUAGAAGCUACCGCAAGACCUGAGAACAGCCUGCUGCAGCACAUCCAGUUCGAUCAUGCGACUAGGCAGCCUGUUGCGAUCACCGAUGAGACUACAAAGUGCCUAGAGGAUGUGAUACUCCAGAGGAUACGUGACAAGGCCUGGGAUGACGUGGAACGAAAGACUAGACCAACGGAGGAACCGUUUGAGCUACGCCGACGUGUCACACUUGACCAAGAGAGCAAGCUCAGCUUAGCCCAGGUUUACGAGCAGCAGUUUCUUGACAAGCAAAAGGCCGCAGAUGAGGAUGCACUUCCCAAAGAGAAUCCUGCUCAUGUUGAGAUUCGAACAGCCAUGCGGGACCUGUUCACGAAAUUGGAUGCAUUGUCCAACUUCCACAUGAUGCCGAAGCCUGUUUCAGCUGAGGUGAAGGUGGUUAGCAAUCUUCCGUCAUUGAGCGUUGAAGAGGUGACCCCUGUAGGAGUGAGCGAUGCUUCCCUUCUGGCACCUCAGGAGGUCAAGACCAAGCCAAAGGGAGAGCUUGUUUCCAAGGGUGAGAGGACCCGCACACAGAUGAGAGAGCGGAGGCUGAAGAAGGCUCUCCAGAAACGCCGAGCCGCCAAGGCUAAUAACAAGGCUGGCAAGGUCACUGAAGAAAAGAGGAAAGUGAUCAAGGCAACGAACACAGAACUUGCCAAGCCUGUCAAAGGUGCAAAAUCAGCCAAGGGUGCUAAAGCCGUCAAGGGAAAAAGUGACAAGUGGGCAGAGAAGAGCCUUUCCUCGUCGAAGAAGUUCUUCGAACGGCUUCAGGAUCAAGUUACGUCUGCUGUUGCACCAGCAAAGAAAAAAUGAAAAAGAAAGAUGCUGUUGUUGCUGCUAAUUUUAAGUUGUAAAUACAUGUAUAUAAUAUCCA